UCCAAGCUUCCGUUGCUGGAUUCCAGGAUCUCACGCACCGGCACCUCUACGGUAACUUUGCGGACGCUUUGUAAUCUAGGGAAAACUGGAUUUAAAAAAAACAGUAAUCAUCGUUUUUGGGUGAGUCGAGGAAUCUACGUGCCACGUCGACACUCAACAUUUCGAGACUUUUUUUGUCUUUUUUGGAAGGCAAGGCAACAGCCGUGAAACUCGAACAAAAAAGUGCCUGAGUCACUCGGAGUUUGAACACAUGCAUGUGAACUGGGAUUAAUAACUUUUUUACUUAAAUGCGUGUUCCGCUUUAAUUUGACUCACAGGCUGACACCAGAUACACUCAUCCGCCACACAGCUGCUGCCUUGACUCCUACGCUACCUCCUCCAUGUUAGCCAGACCACUUUGCUGAACUGCUGAGCAAAGCCGCCGGUCCCACCACCCCUUUCUUCUUUAGCAGGUGAAAGGCGUGGCUCUGGGCGGGAGAAAACUUUGUUCAUCGGAACACCUUCAGUUUGUUUGAAAGAAAGCCGACAUUCGUUCGUUAUUCUGGCGCUUUUGUGGACUUGAGUGGACUUGAAUUCCUCUCAAAUGAGAGACUCCACAGCAGGGGUUUCUGCUUACCUCUCCCGGGUAACGCACACAGGACGGUGAUGAAAGAGGGCUAGUUUUGGAGUGGUUCUGUGCUAAAUACUUUUUAAAGUGGAUACUCCGAGGACAUGGCGCUGUCUCAAAUCCAGUGUCUUGACGACCACCACGUCAACUGGCGUGUGAGCGAGAGCAAGCCGGAGUUCUUCUACAGUGAGGAACAGCGGUUGGCCCUGGAGGCGCUCAUCAACCACGGCCGUGGUGCAUUCAAUGACUUUCUCCGCGAGAACACUGUCCGGGACUUCUUGUCAGAACCCGAGCUUGAGCGAAUCGCCCACACGGCGGAGGCUUACCGGCCCGGACACGAGCACCACCAAAAGCCAGAGACACCCGGCCAGGCGGGGAACAUAACGCCUGGGUCAGGGGAAGAUGGCGCUCUGGAUGGCGAAGUAUCGCUCCAAUACUGGCCAGACCGGUCCGAAGCCUCCGUAGCAGAGCUGGACCUCGGUUGGCCGGACGCCAUCUCCUACCGUGGGGUCACGCGCGUGACUGUAUACACGCAGCCCCCCACUGACGCUCAUGCGCAUAUCAAGGAAGUAGUGCGCAAGAGCAUCGCUGCUGCCCAAAGAGUGAUCGCUGUAGUGAUGGAUGCCUUCACUGACGUGGACAUAUUUCGAGACUUGCUGGACGCAGCCUACAGGCGGAAAGUUCCUGUGUAUAUAAUCAUUGACAUAUCUGCAGUCCCCAGCUUUCUUUCCAUGUGUGGCAGAGCUGAUAUGCACCGUGGACACCUAAAGAAUAUGCGUGUGCGUUGCUGUGGAGGUGUGGAGUUCUUUACACGAUCAGCACAGAAAGUUCGGGGUUCCCUGAGCCAGAAGUUUCUCCUGGUCGAUGGAGACAGAGCCAUCUCUGGUUCAUACAGUUUCACGUGGUCUUCGUCUCGUUUGGACCGUAAUCUCAUCACAGUAAUCACGGGACAGGCAGUGGAGACCUUUGACUUCCAGUUUCGGGAACUGUUUCUCAUGUCCCGGAGUGUGUCUCUUAGCAAGGUCCCUAUGGUCGAUGAACCAGUCCCUGACCCGCUCCCUCAGGCUGCUCCUGUUGUCGUGCCAGCCACCGUUGCGAAGAAGCUCAUCAACCCCAAAUAUGCCCUGGUUGCCACAGGAACGCACACAAGCCCCACUUCUUCUGACCAGAACUCUAGCAACAAGAACUCACAGGUCCCUCUUGGGUUGAAAAUUCGGAAAGGCCGUCUUAAGAUUGUUUCUGAGGAGCCACAGAUACAUCCAGCGUUACUCAAUAUGGAGAAAGCGUACCUGAUCCCGUACCUUCCCACCUGGCCAGAACCGGACCCACCGAGUGAUGUGAUUGGUUUCAUUAACAUUCGGGAUGAGAAGCGAGCCAAUCAGGUUCACUUGCAAAGGUCGGAGCGCUUUGAGGUCAGUCAGGCUAUUCGAUUCCGCUCACCACUGAUAUUGCCAAGCCAGACUGAGGAGGCCACAUCUUGUCGGGAUACAAAAGCCGGAGAAAAACCUGCUUCUGGCAGUACCUCAGAACCCAAAAAGGAGCAGCCAGAAAGUACAGCUCCAGAUAAAAACGACACAGACGCAACAGCUUCCAGGAGGCCCUCUCAGCAGACCACCACACAGGAGACACACCAAACACACACUCCCACUUCUGAACCAGCUGCAGAGCCUCUGCUGGCAGACAAGUCCGAACAAGCUCCAGAGACUCAAGCGCCAGCCCCUCCUGUCCCUAAACGGCGAACGCUGCACUUAGUCAUAGACCCAGCCCCCUCAGACCAGCCCGCAGAAGCACUCAUCACUUUGGUUAAAAUUGACCAGCAUGACAACACAGAUGGCUCCUCUAUGAACAAGAGAGGCACCACGUCCAGCCAUGUCCAUGUCACCUCUAUGGAGGAAGGUGGAGACUCUGGCAGCAACGACAACGGCAGCCAAGACAGCACCAAGGUCAUGUGCGACCGAGCGGCUGUCGAUGACCCCUCGAGUGCUUCAACGGCGUCAGAGGAGGAGUAUUACGACUGUUCCCAACAGCAGCCCAGCGACCUGUUGGUUGACAUGGUCACCACAGGGUCAGGCCGCAGGAAUCGGCGAGGAGAUGGUGUCAACAUGAUGGCCCGCCUCUCUCAAAGCAUGUUGGAUUUGCGGGAGCCCAAUCAAACGGAGGAUAGCGCCGCCCUCAUUCGCCAAUCACAGCAGCUGCGCAAGCAGGGUCACCUCUCACCGUACAGGCGCUUUAGACAGUUGUUCCCGAUGUCGAGGUCUCCUGGUCGGGAUGCAAGAAUGAGAGGCCCAAAAGUCAUCAUUUCCAAACCAGGAAGUUUCCACCGCCCCCACAGAGCUGCUGGCCCUGUGAUUGGAGGACACCGCUACUGGCAGGGACAACAAACACUACAGCCAGAUGCCAACCUGCUGCGAGCUGAGAUACGAUCUGGCCGUUCACCACAACGACACAGUUUGGGCUACGGGAAGGCAACUCACACUUCUUCACAAUCGUCAGGAGCCACUCCUUCAGGGCUUGGAGUAUCUCUCUCCAAGCUGAACAGCUUUAGACAUAUGAGGGUACGAGGAGGAGCCUCGCAGAAGAAGAUGUCUCAAAACAACAAGGCUGCCAGGUAGAAAUGUUGGCCAGUCCAGGUACUCAACGAUAUUUGUUGAUGUUGACUUUCUUUUGUAGGAGUGGAAUCUAUUUAUGACACGCAUAUAAUUUUUUAACCCAUGAGGCUCAGAAUCCAUUUAAAUGAAUGUAGCUAUACAUGUUGUUAACAAGGAAUUGAAUGUAAAUGAAUUACCCUGCAGGUGAACUGUAAAUAUACUGUAUGUCAGGAUAUUUUAUGUAAGAUUCCUACUUAAUGUAGACUGCAGUCUAAUAAAACAACCUUAAGAACACAUUUUACUUGAUCACCUCUCAAAGGACUCUUUCAGACUUUUGCACUCUAAAUCUUUUUAGAAACAAAACACAGAUGCUACAUCUGUGGAGAGCCAAGUCCAACUGACCCCUAUGCUGAAAACUGUGAUUAGUUGUGCUGUGAUUGGUUACUGACAUUGAGGGGCUUGUUGACAAUUUUUUCCAUAUUUGGACAAAGUCUAGCUGACUUGUACAGUUGUAGAGGUGUUUAUGAACAUGAUGUGGGACCAAAAGUAAAUGUUAUUAAUAAAACAUUAGCUUUUUGCUGAAAUAUUUGAGUGAAGUGUGCUAAACAUUUGCUGAACAAACCUUAACCUCUCUUUCUCACUUGUUUGAUUGAAAAAUGACAAAUGGGGUAAUACCAUUCCACUCCAGACUUGAAGGUGGCAAUAAUAUGCAUUAUGCAGUAUGCAUGCUGCAUCUGGUGAGUAACUUCCCCAUGUGUCGUAAAUGCAAAUAUUAAGAAAAAAUGUCUUUAUUUCCACAUUUGUCCAAACAUGUGCCAGAAUUUAAUCUGGUCAAUGUUCCUUUUCAGUGGCCUUGCCAAGACUUGCAUGUGUGCAGAUGUACCUGAUCAGUGCACCAGUACCAGGUGGCAAGGAUGGUGAGCCCCAAAGUCAUGCCAGGCCAGGGCAAGUCUCCAGUGACGGCGUCUCGGAACAGAUGCAUUGCGUCCUGACGAGG
This is a messenger RNA of Dunckerocampus dactyliophorus (ringed pipefish), 4192 nucleotides long. RefSeq names its product protein FAM83G (gene sack1gb). The transcript has 5 exons. The coding region runs from base 712 to 3219 and encodes 835 amino acids. Lineage: Eukaryota; Metazoa; Chordata; Actinopteri; Syngnathiformes; Syngnathidae. The record is from RefSeq and is a predicted model, not a curated record.